Tachysurus vachellii is the source of this 624-nucleotide messenger RNA. Its product is annotated as adhesion G protein-coupled receptor F5-like. The coding region runs from base 127 to 624 and encodes 165 amino acids. The transcript is spliced from 5 exons. The record is from RefSeq and is a predicted model, not a curated record. NCBI's taxonomy places the organism in Eukaryota, Metazoa, Chordata, Actinopteri, Siluriformes, Bagridae.
UGUAAAACCCUAUAAUUUAUUUGAAUGCUGAAACUCUUUAAAGGAUUACUUUUCAUCUGAAAGUUUUAUUAUUGCUUUGUGCACAGUAGUUCUUAUGUUUUACACAGAGACACCAAAGUGAUCAUCAUGUCUAAUAAAGGGAAAAGGUCAGCAUGUUUCCUGGGAUUUGUUGCCAUUCUGCUUAUAUAUAUGCAGGUGGUGAACUCACAAGGACUUUUUGAAUUUUCAGACAUGCUUUUAGAGUUUAGCAACACAGAUGGAUACGUAAGGAAUAAACGAGCCGUGAGCACGGAGGAAAUAGAAUACGUUAUAAUCAUAGAGGUGAAUGUGUCACAAGCCAUUUAUUUGGACCAAAUCAAAUCAUCUUUGGACUCCAUCAUCCCUUUCAGAUUAGACAAUACCACAGACAUUGUUAGCUUUAACGUUACGACAGUGUGCAAUUUGACUGGUACUGAAUAUCAGUGCAGGUGUGAGGAUCAGUAUUCCUGGCCGUGUGAAAAAUGCGCACUAUAUGGGUCUUGUAAUAACGUCACCAAUUCCUCAUGUGGCUGCAUCAAUGCUUUUCCAAAUGAUGGACACUUCUGCCAACCAAUCAAUGAGCUGACGAGUAUGUAUAACAUGUAA